GUCGGGGGCAGCAGCAGCAGGAGGAGCUGCCAAUUCAGGUUGUACAUCGUCGACAGCGAAGUCGACUACAAAUAACGGUGGUAAGACAAUCAAGCCUACCUCCCGCCUCCGCACCUCCUCGGCCGACGCGCACGAGCCGCCGUGGAAAAAGCGAAGCAGUGUCAAUGAAGACCUAUGCAUCGCAAAAGGACCGUACUGGGUACGUACAAAUUGCAGAAUACAAGUUUUAUAAUUCUCAGCAUGAGAAAUGGAGAUUCUCUUUCUCAUUCUAUUGCUAGUUUACCUUUGGUGGAAGCACAUUUAUCAAGCAUACCUGCAAUUAGUACAACCAGAGUACGAUAUUACUUUUGCAGUGCAUAAGACCAGGACGAAAACAACUACAACAACUCGCACAGCGAGCGGGAUAGCGAGCGGGAAAGCUGCAAUACGGAGAAUGAGG
Molecule: messenger RNA, 439 nt
Organism: Amoebophrya sp. A120
Lineage: Eukaryota; Dinophyceae; Syndiniales; Amoebophryaceae
Source: the annotation of a GenBank genome assembly